Messenger RNA from Fraxinus pennsylvanica, 768 nucleotides. Lineage: Eukaryota; Viridiplantae; Streptophyta; Magnoliopsida; Lamiales; Oleaceae. The record is from the annotation of a GenBank genome assembly.
AUGUCUACAUCUAAAAAAUCAAGCGGACCGGUGUUACCAAUAGCGUCUGCGUUCCGGCGAUCGAUCUCUCCGUCCGGUCGGUUCUGCAAUUCGGCGAUGGUGAUGUCAGAUGUAUCGUCGUUUGCCUCCUCAUCCUCGUCGUCGUUUCCGUAUACUUCGAAUUCAUCGAGUGGCUUCUUUCAGAAUCACAGGUCAUCAUCUCCGACGCGCGUGAACCUUCACUCUCUGUCUUCGUCAUCUCCGACGCCGUCGGUAAGGUUUUCCAUCAACAGAUCUGACUCGCCGGGACGGUCUAUGGCGAAUCAGGUGGUGCGCAAGCAUAAUGGUAACAGUAUUUCGUUGCAGAAGAGGACUUGCUUGUGCUCGCCUACUACCCAUCCCGGAUCGUUCAGGUGCGCUUUGCAUAAGAAUAAUUUUGGUAGCAGUUGUGGGAAUAAUCAUUCCAUAUCAUACUCGCCCAACCGAUUGAACGCUCGGAGAUCGGCGAUGACGAAUUCUCUUGUGCGGAUCGGAACGGUCGAAGGCGAUUUGGUUAAGCGAGCUUUGGCGGCUUUGAUUAGGCCUUCGUCUCAUCAGCAGCGCCGCCGAGUCGAUUUCCAGCCACGUCUCAAUUUCUUUUGGUUACAGCGUUAUGUGUUCCGUCCAGUUCGCCGUUGUGGUAGACACGUAAUUCGUUUCCGUUCGUCGUGUAUUUGUCUCCGGUUAAGUAUUGCAGCUGUGGAUGGAAGAGUUCAAAUUUUUUUGAAGUUUGGGAUUUGGGACCUUUGA